UCGCUCAUGUCAUUGAAUAACAGAAUUUGUCCUCCCAGACCGGCUUAUGGCAGAAUAGUCAUUGAGUGCUGGCUGCGAACGGCAGAACGUCUACAUUCAUCAAGUUAUCUGUGUUAUCCAAAUACGCGGCGAUGUGUCAGAGAAAACUUUAUGUACAUGGGCAAGAUAUUUCCGCGGCUUGAAAUUCCUCUUUUGGGGCUUCUGUGAGCCAUUAACGCACUUCGAAAUCCAAAGACACGGCAUGCCAAUGUUGACACUGUGAUGUGGGUCCAUAUCUUCAAUCCAAAAGUACGACUCAAGACUUGUGACAUUCUUCCUUCAUUCAAGCUUGCGUGGGGCAUGUUGGACAAAGGAGGACAAAGGGUAGCAUUCCAGCACCACCCGACGACUUAAGAGUUCCUAGAUGCCGUUCCACGAAUCAGGUGAGAUGACUCGCGUCUAUACAGUAUGCCAUCAUUGCGCGGCUGGCUUCGUGAAACUUGCGCCGGGGCAAUGUACUGUCACGGUAUAUCUAACCCCUGUCUUCGUCUUCAACUUCUGGAUCUCGUUCUCUGUCUCUAUCCCUUUUCUCUUUGUGAUUAUGCAGGGCUCUCAGCGACCCUCACCCGACGUUUUCAUCUCUUAUGAUCAUGGCAAAGAGCUAAUAGAUCCAGAAAUAGAAGCGGAAGCCCAAAUAAUUGCUCAUGGAAUGCCUCCGAUGAGGCCGACGUCUCAAGCACCCAAUGGCUUUCUUACGUUCAAGCAAUAUUACUGUCGAGGAACUCCAGAGGAGGCCGCAGCGAUCUGGAACAGGCUACCUGCUCGCGAAAAUCAGAAGUGGAGAAGAAUCAGUGAGAUCCGGAGGACGUUCAGCGUGGGGACCACUGCUCAGGAAAAUGACAUUCCAUCCCUCCAAAGACCGACGUCGAGAGGCGGACAAUCAAGUCCCAACGGACAUUGUCUCCUGGCUUUCAGAGUUGAGAACUCGAGAUUCCACCCUGAUUAUUUCCUUUCGAGGCUGCACCAUUCGUCGUCUGUCACGACACAUAACGAAUCACCACAUAUUCCUCAUCCACAACUUCUUCAUCCACAAGAAGCCUUCCACCCGUAUUACCCUACUAAUGUGAAUGGAACUUCUACCGCUGACUCGAGCACUGAGCCAUGUCAUUCUGGAUGUGCGCAUCCUCUUGAGCUCGAAAAUCCUUGGCCAAUGUUACAGCUACCGCAGCCAAGCUGGUCUUCCACCCGAUCUAGUGAGACUCCACAACAUAGCCACAGCUUAGGCUUUCCGCUCGCAGGUCCUAGUUGGGGAGUGACACCGUCAGAUUUUCACCACGAGCAACGAUUGGAGACUUACCACAGUCAUCGAGUGUACCAAGGUUUUCCUGAUAGCAGCCCUCGCGACUCAAUUUCUCACCUAAACCCCUCUUUCUAUGAGAGCCCUUCUUUGAGCGGGAGCAACAUGCGACACAGCAGUGGCAGAAAAUCCCAGUUGAGUCAUCAAUGGCCAGAUUCUGGCUAUACGCGAAACUUGGGAUAUUAGGGAAGGAUAUGAGGGAAGAGGGUGGCCAGGGGAGAUCACGUUUACUGCUGGCUUUUUGAAAUUUAUACGUUUGAACUUUGUAUUAACAAUGUAUCAACCGGUGGUAAGUAGUACCGUUUUGCAUAGUUACCUUGUACUUCUUUCAGGCAGCUUCGAGCCAAUUGAUGGUUUCCUUGUGCAGUACUACGUUUCCUGUAAUCUGUAUAUCAGCAUUCCUUGUUCUAUUUUGUCCUUACAGAUUGGAAAACAGGGAAUGAAUCGGAAACGCGUUGGUGGCGUUGAAAUACCGACCCUUGGGAAGCAAUAUGGGGGACCUACAUAGUAGUAGCAUGCAAUUUCUGACGCAUAGACCUACGCAAAUAGAGAGUCGAGACAUUACGAGGCUGUAGUUUACGGAAGACUCGUCCUUAUGUAGGUCGCGUCAUGCUAUUUCGCUUUGCUUACU
Messenger RNA from Lentinula edodes (shiitake mushroom), 1967 nucleotides. RefSeq lists its product as uncharacterized. The record is from RefSeq and is a predicted model, not a curated record. The transcript has 5 exons. The coding region runs from base 404 to 1522 and encodes 372 amino acids. NCBI's taxonomy places the organism in Eukaryota, Fungi, Basidiomycota, Agaricomycetes, Agaricales, Omphalotaceae.